Messenger RNA from Labrus bergylta (ballan wrasse), 337 nucleotides. The record is from RefSeq and is a predicted model, not a curated record. Lineage: Eukaryota; Metazoa; Chordata; Actinopteri; Labriformes; Labridae.
ACGCAUGCGCCUCUCAUUGGCUCCUCUGCACCGUCUGGAGUAAGUUGGAUGUGCGCUCUCCUCACAUCGCCAGACCACCUCAAAAACUGUUGCGAUGGGGAGGAUCAGGAAAAACCACUUUGGGAUUUUGACUUUUUCAUUAUUAGUGACUUUUGUCUGGACUCAAAGCGUCAAGGAUCUCAAAGAUCCGAGCAAUAUGCCUCUGGUAAAAGAAACAGUGGACAGACUGAUGAACGGAUACGACAUUCGGUUGAGGCCAGAUUUUGGAGGUGCUCCGGUGGCGGUGGGGAUGAAUAUAGACAUAGCCAGUAUAGACAUGGUGUCUGAAGUCAACAUG